Molecule: messenger RNA, 2039 nt
Organism: Nicotiana tabacum (common tobacco)
Lineage: Eukaryota; Viridiplantae; Streptophyta; Magnoliopsida; Solanales; Solanaceae
Source: RefSeq, a predicted model, not a curated record
AUGAAAUGUCUUUGCCUUGAUAUCUUGUGCUUUUUGCAUUUUUUUGUAAUGUGUAAUUUAACUCGUGUUCACUUCACAAUUUGAACAAUGUCUAGACAAAUCUGCCGUGUUCCAUCUUAAGCAUUUUUUCCCUUUUAAACUGGUGACUUGUGUGCUGGUUUUAUCAUUUGAAAUGAAAGUAACAGCGGGAUAUGCUUCCACUUAAUUGUCCUCCAGACCUAGUGCACCUGGUUGAAGCAACUGUUAGGUCAGAGCAUCAUCAUGCACCAAGACGGCCCAUCUAUCUUCUUGGAGAAUCUUUUGGGGGAUGCCUAGCACUUGCUGUUGCUGCUCGUAAUCCUCAUAUUGAUCUUGCACUAAUUUUGGCAAACCCAGCCACGCGUCUACGUGAAUCUCAGCUGCAAAAUCUGAUAAUGUUGUCAGAAGUCAUUCCUGAGCAACUCCAUCCAAGCAUGGUUAAAAUGCUAAGUGUGACGACAGGUGUUCCUGCAAGGGUGGCAGUGGCAAUUCCUGAUAAUGGGCGUCCUCUGCAACAAGCAGUAGCUGAGUUAUUUCGCGGUGAUGUAGCAUUCUCAUCCUACUUAACUGUGCUGGCUGAUGUUUUACCUGUAGAAACACUUAUCUGGCGGUUGAAGAUGCUCAAAUCAGCCGCAGCUUUUGUCAAUUCUCGCCUCCAUGCUGUCAAAGCUCAGACUCUGGUACUUUCUAGUGGAAAGGAUCACUUGAUACCCAGCCCGGACGAAGGUGAGAGGCUUCGUCACAUGCUUCCAAACUGUGAGAUCCGGAGAUUUAAUAAUAGUGGUCAUGCUCUUCUCCUGGAAGAUGGCUUUGAUUUGGUUACUGUCAUAAAGGGUGCCAAUUUUUAUCGACGUGGAAGGCACCUUGACUUUGUUAAAGAUUUUGUGCCACCAAGCACUUCUGAAUUUGACACUGUGUAUCAACCAUACAGAUGGAUGGAAGUUGCCUUCAACCCUGUAAUGAUAUCAACUUUCGAGAAUGGAAAUAUUGUGCGGGGUCUGACUGGAAUUCCUUCUGAAGGCCCGGUCUUACUCGUAGGUUAUCACAUGAUGCUUGGACUUGAACUAGUUCCUCUGGUGUCCCGUUUGUGGAAUGAGAAAAAGAUUGUCCUGCGAGGCAUAGCGCAUCCUAUGAUGUUUCAGAGACUAGGAGAGGGGAGAAUGCCUGUGUUAUCGAUGUAUGAUGAUUUCCGUUUUAUGGGUGCAGUUCCCGUGUCAGCAACUAACUUCUAUAAACUUUUAUCAUCAAAAUCCCAUGUUUUGCUGUAUCCCGGGGGCAUGCGGGAAGCUCUUCACCGGAAGGGGGAGGAGUACAAAUUAUUCUGGCCAGAACAGUCUGAAUUUGUCAGGAUGGCAGCUAGAUUUGGAGCGAAAAUUAUACCUUUUGGUACGGUGGGAGAAGAUGAUAUUGGCCAGAUGCUCCUUGAUUACAAUGACCUGAUGAAGAUUCCCUAUUUCAAGGCUGGGAUAGAGGAGUUAACUGAUGAGCUGGAGAAGCUAAGAAAUGACAUUGAAGGAGAGGUUGCAAACCAAGAUGUACAUCUUCCAAUCAUUCUUCCAAAACUUCCCGGUCGUUUUUACUUCUACUUCGGCAAGCCAAUUGAAACAGAAGGGAGGAAGGAGGAAUUAAAAAGCAGGGAAAAAGCACAUGAAUUAUACUUGGAAGUGAAGUCUGAGGUUGAGAGAUGCAUUCAUUUCCUGAAGGAGAAAAGAGAGAAUGAUCCAUAUAGGAACAUAAUGGCCCGAAUAGUGUACCAGGCUACCCAUGGUUUUGAAUCUGAGGUUCCCACCUUUGAUCUAUAGUUAUUCUUCACGUAUCUAAUUCUUUUCUUUUCCUUUCCUUUGAUAAAAUAUGGCACCUUUCGUCUUUGAAAGGAAAAACAAAAUUAAAAAAAAAGGUGCUACCUUCUUUUCUGUGUUUGUAUCAGAAGUAAGCAAUGAUUUGAUUUACAAGUUCUUUUUUUCUAGGGUAUUUUGGGUUAACAAGCUUAAAGAGAAGGAGCUCUAAAGCUCUUAGCAUUU